This is a messenger RNA of Chinchilla lanigera (long-tailed chinchilla), 2626 nucleotides long. RefSeq names its product mesoderm specific transcript (gene Mest). Gene Ontology annotation, molecular function: catalytic activity. The transcript has 12 exons. The coding region runs from base 269 to 1276 and encodes 335 amino acids. NCBI's taxonomy places the organism in Eukaryota, Metazoa, Chordata, Mammalia, Rodentia, Chinchillidae. The record is from RefSeq and is a predicted model, not a curated record.
AUCCCAGCGUGUUCCCGCUGGCGGGCGGGCGGGCAGGCGGCAUUAGCCCCGGCGCCUCCUCUGCGGCAGCCUCGCCUCGCCUCGCCUCGCCAUCCGGUGCAGUGCCGCAUCAGACGCCUCAGUAGCUGCUCGCUGCCGCUGCCGCGGCCGCGGCCGUGCUGUGUGGACCUGCACGCUGUGCCCCAGCCGCCACCGAGCCUGCACUGCUGCUGGUGCCGCGGCACCGAGCUCCGCAACCCUGCGGCGGGCAGCAUGGGAUAAUGCGGCCAUGGUGCGCCGAGAUCGCCUCCGCAGGAUGAGGGAGUGGUGGGUCCAGGUGGGGCUCCUGGCUAUGCCCCUGCUUGCUGCCUACUUGCACAUCCCACCCCCUCAACUCUCCCCUGCUCUGCAUUCAUGGAAGACUUCUGGCAAGUUCUUCACCUACAAGGGACUGCGCAUCUUCUACCAAGAUUCUGUGGGUGUGGUUGGAAGCCCCGAGAUAGUUGUGCUUUUACAUGGCUUUCCAACUUCCAGCUAUGAUUGGUACAAGAUUUGGGAAGGUCUGACUCUGAGGUUUCAUCGAGUGAUUGCCCUUGAUUUCUUGGGCUUUGGCUUCAGUGACAAACCAAGACCACAUCACUAUUCCAUAUUUGAGCAAGCCAGCAUUGUGGAGGCACUUUUGCGGCAUCUGGGGCUCCAGAACCGUAGAAUCAACCUAUUGUCUCACGAUUAUGGAGAUAUUGUUGCUCAGGAGCUGCUGUAUAGGUACAAGCAGAAUCGGUCUGGUCGGCUUACCAUAAAGAGUCUCUGUCUGUCAAAUGGAGGUAUCUUUCCUGAGACUCACCGUCCUCUUCUUCUCCAAAAGUUACUCAAAGAUGGAGGCGUGCUCUCACCCAUUCUCACGAGGUUGAUGAACUUCUUUGUAUUCUCUCGAGGGCUCACCCCAGUCUUUGGACCGUAUACUCGACCUUCUGAGAGUGAGCUGUGGGACAUGUGGGCAGGGAUCCGCAACAAUGAUGGGAACCUGGUCAUAGACAGCCUUUUGCAGUAUAUCAAUCAGAGGAAGAAGUUUAGAAGACGCUGGGUGGGAGCGCUUGCCUCUGUAACUAUUCCCAUUCAUUUUAUCUAUGGGCCAAUGGAUCCCGUAAAUCCCUAUCCAGAGUUUUUGGAGCUGUACAGGAAAACGCUGCCACGGUCCACAGUGUCGAUUCUGGAUGACCACAUUAGCCACUACCCACAGCUAGAGGAUCCCAUGGGCUUCUUGAAUGCAUAUAUGGGCUUCAUCAACUCCUUCUGAGCUGGAAAGAGUAGCUUCCCUGUGUUACCUCCCCACUUCCGUAUCUGUUGUGUAUUCCACUUAGGAAGAAAUGCCCAAAAGAGGUCCUGGCAAUCAAAUACUGUUCUCACAAAAAUCCACUGUACUAACAUUGGUGAACAGAAUCCAGAGACAAGUUGGCAAAAGUUUUAAGGGUGACAUAAUAGUCCACCUCCUAUUCCUUUGACAUCUGAUCGAGUGUAAGGACUUACCUUUGUCUUUGUAUUACUAGGAAAUUAUGGUGAGCACUGCUUCUCACUGAUUUAGAAAGGCAGGCAUUAGACAUUCUUUUGCAUAGAAGGUUUUUAUACACGUCUGUAAACUUUUCUGAAAUAUUAGAAAUGAUAGUAUCUGGCCCAACCCCAAUUGGAAUCCUGCAAUAAAAUAAUGAGCAGAAGGGGCCUGCUUAACCUUUCCUUGGGUGGCUUUACAGGCACAUGAUUUUUAAAAGUUCUCUAACAUAGUUUAAGUGAGAGUGAGAAUGAAUCUCCCUUCUCAUAACUUUGGACUUAGUUUUAUCAACUGCUUUUCAAAUUUUAGACAUUUUGUUAAAAUAGAUAUUGGUUUAAUAAUACAGUAUCCUCAGUAUGCUUUUAGACUGUGAUUUGCCUAUGCAUGUUUUAUAUAUAUAUAUAAGGAUACUUAACCAGGAGAUCCUUACUAUGCCAGAGUAGUGAACCUUAUUAAGCUAGUAUUAUUUCUUAAUAAACUGAACUAAGUCCAAACUGUUUAUAGAAUUUCCUAAAAUCACAGGACAUGAAGGACCAACUGUAUUCUAUGCCAGAGAUUCACUGUUAUUAGCUGGAAAUACAAUUCUAACAGCAAAUAACAAUCUGGCUCCUCAUACCUCAGUGCUUUGGAAGCAUGUCCCUUCUGAGCUUAAGUGAAGGGGAGGGGGACUGUUGUGCAGUCCAAGUUCCCAUGCUGAAUAUACACUAACUCCUCUUGGGAUGAUUGCUUAGCUUCUAUUGGCUGUCCCAGAGAGGCCUUCUCAUCCUUCAUAGACAGGGAAGUUCCCAAACAAUUAUAAGAACAAAUUGUGAAAGAUCUAUAAGCAAAUGGUGCUGAAUACUUUUUUAAAGCCACAGUUUCACUGUGUUAGUCAAAGCAGGAUUAUUAAGUGGUUAAUUUUUUUAAAAAUUAGUAACUUCAAGUAUAACAACUUUUAAACUGGAAUAAGCGUUUAUUUUCUAUUAAUAAAAAUGAAUUGUGACAAAAGUGGAUUCUGGCUCCCCCCACUACCCACCCUCUGAGAUAAAAUUUUCUAGCACUGUCAGGAGCUUUCACACAUUAUGUGAAAGAAUGAUGAAAUAAAGCAGCUGUAGUAUACGA